Anarrhichthys ocellatus (wolf-eel) is the source of this 3570-nucleotide messenger RNA. It is a transcript of the gene nt5dc1, whose product is annotated as 5'-nucleotidase domain containing 1. NCBI's taxonomy places the organism in Eukaryota, Metazoa, Chordata, Actinopteri, Perciformes, Anarhichadidae. Gene Ontology annotation, molecular function: 5'-nucleotidase activity. The coding region runs from base 332 to 934 and encodes 200 amino acids. The record is from RefSeq and is a predicted model, not a curated record. The transcript is spliced from 6 exons.
GCCACACCCGGAAGCGCUGCACACUCUCGCACUCGCCUCUCUACCGCCUUCUUCUGGCGCACAGGAGUUUAACUUCUGUUUUUUCAUAUGGGCAACUUAUUGACGUUAACCGUUCAUCGAUAAUCGAUUCGCGUUUUCAGAAGUGGUUUCGGUUUCAUUUCGUUUUUCGCGGUACCGCAAGCGAAGGCUGAGCAGCGCGUGUGCAGAGCCGCAGUCAGCUAGUGACAUUGACACGUUAGUGUUGUUGUGUUGCUGUGCACAAGUUGAUGUGUGUGCGGUAUCGUUCGGCUCCCGGAGCGCUUCUCCUGCGUUUCCCCCAACGUCUGCUACCAUGAGCGAAUACUUCAGCCUGUCGGACAGUGAUGUUAUCGGCUUCGACCUGGACCACACGCUCUGCCGCUACCAUCUGAAGGAGACCUCCAGGCUGAUCUAUGAGAGCUUUGCCAGGUAUCUGGUGGAGCAUAAAGGCUAUGACAAGGACCUGCUGAACCUAACCCCUGCUACCUGGGAUUUCUGUUUUAAAGGACUGGUGGUGGAUCUGGAGGAUGGAAACCUUGUGAAGCUGGCUGAGGAUGGAACUGUCUUGCGAGCUACACAUGGAUCCAAUGACCUCAGCACAGAAGACAUCAUCAAACAUUAUGGUCCAAAGAGGGAGUGGAAGCACUUCAACAGCCUCAAUACCUCCUUCACAAGAUCUGCAAAAUACUAUUUCUAUGACAACUACUUUGAUCUACCUGGGGCUCUCCUCUGUGGAAGAGUUGUGGACAUGUUACGCAAGCGAGGAAAUGAGGUGAAUUCCGACUUUUGGAAAGACAUGGUUGCUGCCAUCGAUCACAAUUACAACACAUCUGCAUUCAAAGGUACACCUUUUACUUCAAAGCAGCACAGUAUAUUGCUUAUUUCUAUGUCUUCUUGUCAAGGACCCAUACUGUGAAUAAAAACAACACACAACACACGGGAUAUUUUUCUUUUUCAAACUAUAAGUUUUAUUCUGUGUUUUGGUCAGUAAGUGGUACAUAACUUAACACAUCCAAUGGGACAUAGCUGUUUUGAAAAAAAAAAAAAUGCAGUUUUAAUUUCUCAAUCUGUGUUUUGCUGAUCACAGUGCUUGUGAGAAUGUACUGAUCUCUAAUAACAUAUAAUGCAUGAGUAUUAGAGAUAACAGUUUAGUGUGUUUUGUGUUUGUAUAUUACAGAAAAAUUCUUAAACAACAGACAUUAAUAAAAUCAAACACAAAUAAAAGACGUGCUGUAAAUGUUACAGGCAGUUGUAAAGCACCACUUAAGAUUCCUUCCAAUAUUGUUUCAUGUUUCUUAGAACUACAAAGACACACACGGUGAAGGGGGGAAUUUGGACCAUAUAUUUAAAAAUGUUUACUUAUUAUUGUAAAGAUUUGAAUGGCAGUUAAACUUGUUAAACUUACAACCAUAUAUUGUUUCAAUCUACAAUCUAAAUUUGGAAUUUAGUAGUAGUUCAAUGUUUCGUAUGGUUUUGAGUUUUUUUUUGAAUUCGUGAAAUCACGUUGAGGCAAUCAAGAACCCAGAGAAUGCGCAGUGAACAUUAUCUGCUGCAAAUAUGCCAUUACUCUCCUCAUCGGGGACCUGGACAUAGACUCUGUCACCGCCAUCCAACAUAAGAACAGUACUGCCUGACAUCUGAUCCAGGAAGCCUUUGUUGUACUCAUCAUAGGUGAACAUAACUGGCUCCUCGUUUUUGUAGAGGGCCACCAGUGCAUUGGCACCAUUGACGUGCACGUGAUAGCUGAAAUAGUAGAGGCCUGGGAUCUGGCAGGUAAACACACCACUGUGAUCAUCAUAAUGGUGCUCCCCAUUGUACAGAACCUGGUUGAACUGAAUAGGGGUUGCAGCUGGUGGGUAGGCUCUGGUCAGCACAGCACUGAAGGCAGACAUGGGGGCCUUCACCAUCUCAUGAGACAUCAUAACCUCGUGGGACUUGAUUGGCAUGCUCUUCUCAUCGUGGUAGACCAUCUCUCCUGGUUGGCCAGGAGGACCAGGAGGACCGGCAGGCCCUGGGUGACCAUCUUGACCUCUGGCACCAGGAAUUCCAGGUGGACCCUCAGGACCAGAAAUUCCCUUAGCUGUCAAGCCAGCUGGGCCAGGUGAGCCUGGAAGACCUGGAUGGCCCUGAAGUCCAGAGGGACCUGAUGGCCCGGGUGGCCCAACUGGUCCCAUAGAUCCUGGCCUUCCGUUCUCACCACUUUUUCCUGGUCCUCCUGAGUGGCCUGUGUUUCCUUUGAGUCCUGGGGCACCAUUUGCACCUGGGAUUCCUGAGGGACCAGCAUGGCCUUGUACACCCUUUUGACCUUGAGGACCAUUAUGCCCUGGAGCUCCUGGAGCACUUACUGCCCCUGGGGAACCUGGUUUUCCAGUGAAACCUUGAGCUCCCUGUUCACCCUUGGUUCCCCUUGGGCCUGGCGUGCCUACCAUACCAGUGUCGCCUUUGGGUCCUUGUGGGCCUCCCUCACCCUGAAAUCCUCUUGCACCCUGUGGACCAGCUUGGCCAUUAGGACCAGAAGCACCUGGCUGACCAGUAAAACCAGUUGGGCCUGGCUCUCCUUUCUGACCAGUGGUUCCUGGAGUACCGGUGGCUCCUCUACUACCAGGUAUUCCAGUUUCGCCUGAUUUGCCAACACCUGGCAUGCCAGGGGAGCCUGGCUGACCAGCUGGACCAUGUGGACCUUUAGAACCCAUAGGUCCAGGCAUACCUGGGCUACCAUUCUGGCCUGGUUUCCCUGAUGCUCCUAUACCUGGAGCCCCAGUGUGACCCUUUGGUCCUGUCAUACCCAUUGACCCAGGAGCGCCAUCUCUUCCUGGCACACCACCCUUGCCAGGUUCUCCGGGAUAGCCAGUGGCACCAGGCAUACCAACUCCAGAUUUGCCAGGCAUUCCAGAUGGGCCCAUUGGUCCAACUGCGCCUUGAUGUCCUUGAACCCCAGGAACUCCAAUGCCUCUUUCUCCUUUGGUCCCAGGAAGACCAGGAAUACCAGGAUGUCCCUUCAAACCAGCCUCGCCUCUUUGUCCCACUGACCCAGGGAAGCCAGAUGGUCCAGGUUUUCCACUUGAAGAAAUUCCAGCAGGUCCAGGUGAUCCAUACGGACCAGGUGCACCUCUGGCACCCAUUGGUCCAGUUGCGCCAGGUUCGCCUUUAUGACCAGGGAUGCCAGAGCUACCUGGUUUUCCAUGGCCACCUGGGGAACCGGGUUUACCAGCUUGAGAGUAGCCAGGGGGCCCGGGAGGACCUGCAGGGCCUUGUUGUCCAGUAUGUCCUAUACCACUCGUUCCAGGAGGUCCAGAUGGCCCCAUUGGUCCUUCCUCACCUGGAGGACCUGGAGGACCUGGGUGGCCUGUAACAGCUAGGGAAUACAUAAAUACAGACACGUGAUAUAAUUACUCCGAUUUUAUAUACAACACAAGUCGUAGCGUGUCAUGUAUUUUUCUUUGAUCAAUUUGGUUAAGUUUGAUGUUUAUAAAUGGAUUAAGGCAGGGGUCUCAAACUCCUGGCUCGCGGGCCGAAUCCGGCCCGCCACAUCAUUUUAUGUGGCCCGCGAAU